UUAACAAUUGUAAAACUGUUUGAAUAAAUUUAACAGAGAUCUUAUGCAUUAACUAUUGAUCAUAUGACAGAAAAAAACAUAGUCAAACAUAGUCAAAUAAUGAUCGUUAAGCCACAAAAACAAUCAGAAAAAUGUUUUUUAUCAAGUAUAUAAAAAAGACGUUUUAAGUUCAACAGGCACUGAUGGCAGUAGUAAGUUUAGUAAUAGUUUAAAUUGUCAAACGCCAGACAGAAACGAUCCUCUGCUGUCAGUCACUUCUGUGUUUUCUGUCUCAUCGAUGAGAUCUGCGCUCCUCUGCUCUUCCUGACACUCGAUCAUCCUCGCGCUCUGACAUCCACACAUCCGCCUGUGCAUCGCGGAAGCAGAAGAUAGCUGGACAUAAGCGAUAAUAGCACUUUUAUAUAAUAUUAAGUGGAUUAAUCUCAGAUUUAUUGAUCUUAAUGCACAUUUAAGACUUCUUAAUGACUCUGUAGCAGCAGAAGACGCUGUUUUAAGGAAUAAAAGCAUGCAGUGCGCAGCCUCCUCUCCUCAGGACCCCACACAGGCGAGCGGUGACCGGGCCGAACUGACCCAGCUGCCCGCUAAAGACGCGUCCUCCAUAGACAGCAGCUCUGAUCUGGGCAGCCCCAGAGCGCUGACCUUUGACCUGCUGAACAUGGUGAUCUGCUUCAAGCGGAUGGCCAUCUUCCUGGAGCCGGUCACAGACUCGCUGGAGGUGCUGCGCUCCCUGCUCGGGUGGAGGAUGCCGCUGUGCUCCCUGCUGAGCUGCGUUCUGCUCAACAUCCUCUUCCUCACUCUGAGUGAAGGCGCGUGGCUCUCUGUGCUGCUGCUGGCCGUCUCUGCUCCGGCCGUGCUGGGGUACCUCGGCAACCGUUGCCAGGGCGCGAGCAGCGAGGUGGCGGUUCAGAAGAAGAAACACUAUGCGGUGCAGCGGCGAGACCUGCAGACGGUCCACAUGAGCAAACAGGAGGCCAUGCUGGAGGUCAAGGGCAUGCUGAAACGAAUAGAUGAGCUGCUGACCCAGGCGUGUGUGUGUGCGGAGUCUGUGUAUAAAGUGUUGUACUGGGAGAGCCACGCCAUCUCCUCCAUGUUUUACGGUUCUCUCCUGACGGCAGUUUGUUUGCUGUAUACGGCUCCGGUGGGUUUGAUUCUGUCUGUGCUCAACAGCGCCCUCUUUCUGUGGAACAGAAACUUCUGCAGAGUUCUUUUGGAGCUGAAGGAGUUUGUUCACCCAAGUCGAGUCCAGCCUGCAGAGGAAACUGAACCAUGUGACCCAGAUCAGGCAAACCUGCUGGAACACACCCCCACUCCAACCAGUGCGGAGGAUCUCUCUCCUGGCAACAUUGAAGAGGCAGAGGAGGCGGAGCCUGACGAUGAGUUUAAAGAUGCCAUAGAGGAAUCUCAGCUUGUUCUGCCGGAAACUCCUCUGGCGUUAGUGGUGUGGCCUGUAGCCUAUUAUCUACCAAAGAUUGCGAGGAGAUGGAGAGCCCGUAAGGAUGACGAGGACGUGUCUUCUGGUGCUCCUGAGUUUGACACGGUGUCUGAUAACGGGCUGCUGAGCAGAAACGAGCCCAUCCGCAGUAAAGUGUCCAAACUCACUGAAAAACUUCGCAAGCGCGUCCCUUCCAACACCAUCGGGAACUGUUGCCAGUGCAAUUCAGCGUUUUCUGUUUUAAAGAAAAGGAGAAACUGCAGUAACUGUGGUGUCAGUUUUUGUUCCCGCUGUUGCUCGUAUAAAGUGUUCAAAUCCAUUAUGGGAGCCACAGCUCCUGAAGCCCAAAGAGAGACUGUGUUUGUUUGUUCUAUGUGUAAUACUUUCCUCACCACCAAGUAAGAUUGACCAUCAUCCGGAAAUAAUCUUUCACCAUUGCAAUGCUUUGAAAGAAACUAGGAGAAGAACCACAAUAUGGCUGCUCCAGUGAUUCUCGCUGUUUCUUUCUUCACUGUGGAGCAUUUCAUAUGGAGGACCAAAAUCCUGCAGCUUAUGUUGCCUCAACACUCUUCCUGAGGUUCCUCUGUAUUUUUUGUUUGUCCAAAACUCGUGUGAGUUCCUUUAUGUCUAAAUGGUGACCUUUUCCUUGGAAUAUACUGCUUUCCCCAGUCACCACUACUAUUUAUCAAAGCCUCACACCAAGACCGAUUGGUUUAUUUGGAAUUCACUUUGCUGCGAUAUCAAACGCUGUAGUUUCAUCAACCCUUAUUAUGAAAUCACUUUCCAGAAUUUGAGCUCUUGGUGGGAUAUAUCAGGUUAAUAUCAAGGGUCUUGUUUAUCUGUUAUUAUAUCAUCCUAAAGAGGAAAAAAAAGACCAUGAAAAUGACGUUGGUUGUUAAUUGAACUGGAUGCCAAAACCAAUGAAUCUGAGUGUUUUAUAUGGCUCCUAUAUACUGUCCUCCUAUACCCAGAUACUGUCAAAUCUGAUUAGUUGACAUCAGUGGAAGAAUAUGAGUCAGUUUAAUUCUGUCAUAAACCUUUUGACUAAGCAUUUACAAUUAAACCUUCUGCUAGCUGCUUAUCUGCUUGAAUCCAUGAAUUUUGGUUAUAUAAUUUGUGUAAGUUCAUCAGGAAAAGCUUUAAGUUAUAUAUGUGUGUUUGUUGUUGGAACACCCUCAGAAACCAUUUGUACUAAUCAAAAUAAUAGCAUUAUAUUCUAUCAGCAAAUCAUUCCCAAGAGUACUCCUAUUUGCAUAGUUAUUGAAAGAAUGAACUAUGUUCGUGUCAUUUUAUUUGCCUGUGUGUCUUUAAGCCAAGGUUGAAUGUAAAACCAGUGUUUUAACGGUUAUAGAGCUAUGUAUGUCUUACUACUGCUACUUAAACAUAAAUUCAAAUCUAUUGGGUAGUUAUCCAUAGUAUAGCACCACCCGUUUCCUUGGUUAAAUCUACUGUUACAGAAAUAAACUAUUUAAAUAUGAA
Messenger RNA from Onychostoma macrolepis, 2911 nucleotides. It is a transcript of the gene zfyve27, whose product is annotated as zinc finger, FYVE domain containing 27. Gene Ontology annotation, cellular component: endoplasmic reticulum tubular network; growth cone membrane. The transcript has 15 exons. Gene Ontology annotation, molecular function: metal ion binding. The record is from RefSeq and is a predicted model, not a curated record. Gene Ontology annotation, biological process: protein localization to plasma membrane; neurotrophin TRK receptor signaling pathway; neuron projection development. Lineage: Eukaryota; Metazoa; Chordata; Actinopteri; Cypriniformes; Cyprinidae. The coding region runs from base 506 to 1834 and encodes 442 amino acids.